Molecule: messenger RNA, 1813 nt
Organism: Mytilus californianus (California mussel)
Lineage: Eukaryota; Metazoa; Mollusca; Bivalvia; Mytilida; Mytilidae
Exons: 6
Coding region: 140-1813 (557 amino acids)
Source: RefSeq, a predicted model, not a curated record
AAAUCACCAAGACUCGCUUGAUUCUGUCGGUGACAGACCAGUUUCACAGACAAUACAAUUUUUAAAUCAACAAUCAUCAGGAAAUGAACUACACAAUGGUACACGAUCAAGGACAUCUGAGUGUGACUGUGAGAAAGAAAUGGAAAUUGACAAUGCCAAUGACCAUGAUGACCAGAACAUACAGUUACCACAAACUGAAAUUGAAGCACACAAUGAGUUACCAGCUGCUAAUCUGGCUGAUCAUAAUGCAAACGAGGUGAUAGAACAAGAUCAUGAAGAAAGAACAUACAAAGAUUUUCACCAGAAAGAAAAGCCUAUCAAUUUUAUAGUAAACCUGAAAGAAUUUCAUGGUGUUAAAGAAACUACAGCACAUACAGUUGCAACAGGUGUGGAUAGUUUUGUAAGACAAACAGUUGACAUUUUACAACAUAAAAUCAAAAAUACUCUGGAACAAGCUGGAAUUGGAGCAGACACUGUUCCUGGACUGCAACAGCAGUUUGAUGACUUUGAAUUACCAUUUGAUGGGUUACAAACUAAAUAUGCUAGACAGAAAUAUAUAAAACAGAAUUACUUUUAUGUGGCACCUGAAGAAGUUGUACUGGGUGAACAACUGAAGUAUGUUUUACGAAACAAAAAAAGAGUUUUGGACGUAAAGGAGGAUAAAUUUUGGUAUAUACCAAUAUGUAAAAGUAUUGAGCAACUGUUGCAAAAUAAGGACAUAUACAGAUUAGUAUUUGAUAAAAGAACACAUCCGUUUGAUAAUAACUUUUAUUGUGAUGUAUCUGAUGGUUCAAUUUUCCGUGAACAUGCAUUGUUUAGUGUUCAUCCAAAUGCUUUUCAAAUUUUGUUAUAUUUUGAUGACAUUGAAAUCUGCAACCCACUAGGAAAAAAAGCAGGAGUUCAUAAAUUGGGAGUCUUUUAUUACAGCUUGCUCAAUUUACCCUUGGAAUAUCGUUCAAAAACGCCAUCAAUACGCUUAGUUGCAAUAAUUAAAAGAAAAAACAUAAAAACUUAUGGAAUGAAUACUGUAUUGCAACGGAUAAAUGAUGACUUGGUAGCUUUUGAGAGUGGUGUCCUAAUGAACUUUAAUGAACAGCAGACUCUUGUAAAAGGUGCAUUGAUCGGUUUUUGUGGAGAUACCCUUGCUGCCCAUGAAUUUGCAGGCUUUAAAGAAGGAGUUGGAUUUGCCUAUCAGAAAUGUAGACAUUGUGAAUGUACAUUUGAUGUUAUGCAGGCUCACUUUGCAGAGAAAAACUUUAUCCUACGAUCUUUACCAAGGUAUGAUCAGCAAGUAGAAGAAAUGUUAAAUGCUCAAACUAUUGGAAUGAGAAAACGAUUAUCAUCAGCCUAUGGCAUUACAAGAAGGAGUACUGCACGUGACUUUCCUCAUUUUAAUUUGAUCACUAUGAUUCCGGAGGACAUCAUGCACAUUCUUUUUGAAGGAGUCGUAAUCUAUGAAACAAAACUUGUACUUGCUAAAUUGUUUGAUGAUGGCCUUUGCACAAUUAAACAGUUGAAUUAUGUAAUUGAAAACUUUCCUUAUGGAUAUAAACAUAAAGAAUGUAAACCAAAUUGCAUACCAGAAAAACUGUUUGAUGAUGAUGAUACUAUGACCUUGAAACAGUCAUCAUCAAGUUCUAGUACAUUGUACAAACUGUUAGAAGACUGUGCAGCAUUAGUUAGGCGUAGUAUUGAAGGUCUGGACAAUUUUGUAAUGGAAGGUUGUAGGGCCUUCAGAGAUUUAGAGUCUUCCCAGGAAGACAUUGAAAAUAAUAGAAAUUGUUUAAAUCUUAUUAAUGUUUCAUUUUCAUGA